UAAACACAGUAGUAAUUUGUCUGCUGCCUAAAGUGUUUCAUUUGUUUAAACCAAAUAGCACUGACCUUCGUGCAAUCACAUGCUCCUGACAGCAACACUUUCCCUGCUUCUGUUGUCCAGUAUAGCAGCAGUGUUUACAAAGGCCUUCCUUUUGAGUCAUGUCUGUUGUCCUCAUAAAACCUGUUUUGCAACCCCUCCCUUCAGCGUCGAUCCAUUCUCCAAGAAGGAUUGGUACGACGUCAAGGCACCAGCCAUGUUCAAUAUCCGCAACCUGGGCAAAACCUUAGUUACUAGGACACAAGGAACCAAGAUCGCCUCGGACGGCCUGAAGGGCCGUGUAUUCGAAGUCAGUCUGGCUGACUUGCAGAAUGACGAAGUGGCCUUCCGCAAGUUUAAGCUCAUCACCGAGGAUGUCCAGGGCAAGAACUGCCUGACCAACUUCCACGGAAUGGACCUGACCCGUGACAAGAUGUGCUCCAUGGUGAAAAAGUGGCAGACCAUGAUUGAAGCUCACAUUGAUGUCAAGACCACCGAUGGCUACCUGCUCCGCCUCUUCUGUGUUGGUUUCACAAAGAAGCGCACAAACCAGAUCAGGAAGACAUCGUAUGCACAGCACCAGCAGGUCCGUCAGAUCCGCAAAAAGAUGAUGGAGAUCAUGACCCGCGAGGUGCAGACUAAUGACCUGAAGGAAGUUGUAAAUAAGUUGAUCCCCGACAGUAUAGGCAAAGACAUUGAGAAGGCUUGUCAGUCCAUCUACCCCCUGCACGAUGUCUUUGUCAGGAAGGUGAAGAUGCUGAAGAAGCCCAAGUUUGAAUUGGGCAAGUUGAUGGAGCUCCAUGGAGAGGGUGGAGGAACCAGCAGCACCUCCAAGCCCAGUGGAGAUGACACUGGCACCAAGGUGGAGAGGGCCGAUGGCUAUGAACCACCCAUCCAGGAGACAGUCUGAACCUCAUCACCAGUGAAGUUCAGUUGUUUAAAGGGAAAAACCAAAUUCUUUGGAUCUAUGCUUAGUUUUCUACUGCAUGACUGUACUCUUUGAACAUUAUGUUGAACAAGUUUAGUUGCACAUUUGUCUAGCCCACUACCCAUAAAGGAACAGAUGAGGAACUCUAUGGUUCAAGACAUGUUCAUUCCAGCUUUUUCUCCAUCAAAUUUACCUACAUCCAGUAUUUAAAAUCUGAAACUGAUAUUGAAAUAGACUUGUAAGCUACAGCGUGUCAAUUUGAAGUCCUACUACGGACCCGUUUUUGUACCGAUAAGUGUCCUGAAUUUCAUCUGUAAAGUAUCCAGUUGUAUAAAUAGCUAAAGUUGCAUUUGACUUUCACUUUAGCUGUGAAAAAUGUAUAAAUAUGUGGAGUUUUUAGCAGUUUCUCUAUGGCUAAUAGAAAGUUAGUCUUAAUGCAUGAUUGUUUUGACAUUUAAAUUACAUCUGUUUACUAUAAUCUGUGGCAGGUCAGCCUCCUUCAGUGGAUGCAGUGGAAUGUGAUAGUCUUACACUCUGAGCAAUGCUCCUGCUUAUUUUAUUGCGUUUCCCAGCAGACCUGAUCCUUUGAAGCCACAGCCGACCGCUACACACCUGAUAGUGGACAGCAGUUCACCAACCCAUAAUGGAAAAACUUGAUAGUUUAUUAGAACUGUUCUGCUGACUCAUUUCUUUGGUUUAAUACAAAGCUUUUAACUACAGCGCUGAAGUCCUGUUUGAAAAUGAAGAAAAUUGUGUACUUUUAUCAACACUGCUACAAUAUCCUGUAUUGGAUACUUCACAUUACACAAAUGGAAAAACUGCUUAAUUCCUC
Scleropages formosus (Asian bonytongue) is the source of this 1796-nucleotide messenger RNA. It is a transcript of the gene rps3a, whose product is annotated as ribosomal protein S3A. Gene Ontology annotation, cellular component: ribosome. The transcript is spliced from 5 exons. The coding region runs from base 80 to 946 and encodes 288 amino acids. The record is from RefSeq and is a predicted model, not a curated record. Gene Ontology annotation, biological process: translation. Gene Ontology annotation, molecular function: structural constituent of ribosome. Lineage: Eukaryota; Metazoa; Chordata; Actinopteri; Osteoglossiformes; Osteoglossidae.